Camelina sativa (false flax) is the source of this 2074-nucleotide messenger RNA. Its product is annotated as transcription factor bHLH121. Lineage: Eukaryota; Viridiplantae; Streptophyta; Magnoliopsida; Brassicales; Brassicaceae. Gene Ontology annotation, molecular function: DNA-binding transcription factor activity; protein dimerization activity. The record is from RefSeq and is a predicted model, not a curated record. Gene Ontology annotation, biological process: intracellular iron ion homeostasis.
AGAGAUAAGAGAAAGAAAAAAAAUGGCAUAAUGAUGCUUAUUCCCUCUUCUAUGUGAGCAGGCAGAGAGGCUAAGAACGAGAGAGAUUCUUUCUUCGCCGGACCUUUGUCUUCUCAUAAGCUCAUCGAAAUCUCUCCGUCGACGUCGGUGAGUUUGUACAAAUCUCUAAUUUAUUCUGUAGAGAUCGCUCUUGAAUUGAGCCCCCAAUUCCAUCGUCUUCCUUAGGGUUUCGAUCCUAAUCCAGCUUAGAUGCUUCGUUUAGAUGAUCCUCAAUUCAAUUGUUUUGAAUUGAGGAUUUGAACUUAGCUCUAGUUUGUGAAAGUAUUGUUACUUCGUCUGGGGAAAUCUCUAAUGGGCAAUUUGAAGAUUCCUUCGUUGUGUUCUCCAUUUCAACAGCGUUUUUGUUAGUAUCAUUUUCGUAGAUGUUAAAAAGUUUUUGAUUUUUUGGUUUGAUGUUAUUGCCAUUUUGGGAUUAGUUCACCACAAAACCUUAUUUGCAGUUGGUGCAUCUGCAGACCUCAUGAUGCAAAGUUUACAAUAUGUAGAUUUGCUCUAGGACUUUAAUCGUUAGAAGUGAGAACUAAAACUUGAAAUGGCUUAGUUAGGAUUCUUACGGUUAAAAGAUAUGUUAAGUUUGUAACCACGUUUGUUAUGUGAACUGAGAUCAUAUGAGACCCUGACUAUAUAGACUCUAAGAGGAUCAGUUACCUUAAACCAAGGCUCAGUUGUGGUCGUUUUGCUUUUGAAUUUUGAUCUGCUUGUAUGGUGGAUUUGUAAUAUUCUAAGAUAUUUCUAAGAGCUGAGGUUGUAAUAUGGCGUUCCGAGUUUAUUCGAAUGUUUUGCAGUUUGCACAAGUUUGAGGGGGGAGGUCAUGGAUGUUUCUGCUAGGAAGUCGCAAAAGGCAGGCCGCGAGAAGUUGAGGAGGGAAAAACUGAAUGAGCAUUUUGUUGAACUCGGAAAUGUACUAGAUCCAGAGAGACCCAAGAAUGACAAAGCCACGAUCCUGACUGAUACUGUUCAGUUGUUGAAAGAGCUCACAUCUGAAGUCAACAAACUGAAAUCUGAGUACACAGCUUUGACAGAUGAGUCCCGCGAGUUGACGCAGGAGAAAAACGACCUGAGAGAAGAAAAGACAGCGCUGAAAUCAGACAUAGAGAAUCUUAAUCUCCAAUACCAGCAGAGAUUAAGGUCAAUGUCUCCAUGGGGAGCUGCAAUGGAUCACACAGUCAUGAUGGCUCCACCUCCGUCCUUUCCAUACCCAAUGCCUAUGGCUAUGCCUCCUGGGUCAAUACCAAUGCAUCCAUCAAUGCCAUCUUACACGUACUUUGGGAACCAGAACCCUAGCAUGAUCCCAGCUCCAUGUCCUACAUACAUGCCGUAUAUGCCUCCUAAUACAGUCGUUGAACAACAAUCAGUGCACAUUCCACAGAACCCGCCGGGUAGCCGUUCGCGGGAACCUAGAGCAAAGGUUUCAAGAGAGAGCAGAUCUGAGAAAGCAGAGGACUCUAACGAAGUUGCAACACAACUCGAGUUAAACACCCCUGGAUCUACUUCUGAUAAGGAUACAUUGCAAAGACCAGAGAAAACGAAGAGAUGUAAGAGGAACAACAAUAACAACAACUCCACAGAAGAAAGUUCUCAUUCUAGCAAAUGUUCAUCUUCCCCAAGCAUCCGAGACCACAGUUCUUCCAGUAGCGUAGCUGGUGGCCAUAAACCUAACGAUGCAAAAUGACCCAAAAUAAUUGAUGACGACCGCGCGAAACUACGGGCAUUUCGAUGAGUAUAUGAUGUGAGUACUAAAUGCAGUCGCUGUUUAAAACAGGCGUUUUUGAUGCACCGUGGGCGUUCAUUUUCAACGGACAGUCAUUUCUCAGCUAAUGUUCAUCCUUAAUAGGUCUGGCCUGGACAAAAGAACCGGAACCGAAGAUCGUCUGCUUUAGUUCUAAAACUCGGCUGAUUUGUAAUAUCCAAUGUCUGAACUCACUAAUUUUUGAAAUUAUACAAAUUUUAAACAAACUUAUAUUCCGAUUAUUUAAAAGUCCUAGAUUAUAUACAUUUUGUACAAGAGGAUUUA